Messenger RNA from Haemonchus placei, 1089 nucleotides. The record is from the annotation of a GenBank genome assembly. NCBI's taxonomy places the organism in Eukaryota, Metazoa, Nematoda, Chromadorea, Rhabditida, Trichostrongylidae.
AUGCUGAUAAAGCAGAUAAUCCGGCAGUUAGGAAAUACGAAAAUUCGACCAGUACUUGCUGUGAAAAAGAUCAUACCACAAAAGAUGAAGCUUGACUCACCUGAGUUCAGAUCUCUUUUUACUCCACAGCUGAACACAUUAUCUAAUCUAUUCAAGAAGAACAACUAUGACUUAAGGAUUGCUGGAGGAGCAGUGCGUGACUUGCUUAUGGGGAUACGACCGGCAGAUGUGGAUUUUGCGACUACAGCGACGCCUACGGAAAUGAAGGAGUUGUUUGAACGUGAGCAGAUUCGGAUGCUGCAUAAGCGAGGAGAGGAGCACGGCACGAUAACAUGUCGUAUAGAUGAUGCUGAAAACUUUGAGAUCACAACGUUGAGGGUUGAUGUGGUGUGUGAUGGACGUCGUGCUGAAGUGCAGUAUACAACCGAUUGGCAGUUGGAUGCUAACCGAAGAGAUUUGACCAUCAAUUCGCUUUUCCUUGAUUUGGAUGGAAAUGUGGUCGACUAUUUCGGUGGCAUUGGAGAUAUCGAGAAAAGACGUGUCGCUUUUGUUGGUGAUGCAGUGCAAAGGAUUCAAGAAGACUAUCUCAGAAUUUUGAGGUACUUCCGAUUUUUUGGACGAAUCUCGGAAUCAACUGAGCACGACGCUGACACAUUGAAGGCUAUUAAGGACAACAGCCAAGGAUUAGCAGGUAUCAGUGCCGAGCGUAUAUGGACAGAACUGAAACGUAUAGUCAUCGGCCGCAUGGCAGACCAUGUGAUCCGGUGUAUGCUAGAGGAAUGCAAGCUGCAACAAUAUCUCGGACUACCAGAAAAGUGCAAUGUGGAUCGUUUUGCUCGUGUGUUUUCGAAAUACAAAGGAGGCCUCGAACCAAUGACUAUGAUCGCGUCACUUUGUGAAAGCCCGAAGGAAAUUGAACACUUUCACAGAAAAACUAAGCUGUCAAAUGCUGAACGAAUUCUCGGAGAGUUCAUUAUCAGUCACAGGAAAGAAGCCGAGCACGCUUUAUCUAGUAACAACAUCGAGUGGUGGAAGGACAUGAUCGUUGAGCUGGAAGUGACUCCGGGUCAUGGUGAGCUACCUACGUAA